Molecule: messenger RNA, 663 nt
Organism: Neurospora tetrasperma FGSC 2508
Lineage: Eukaryota; Fungi; Ascomycota; Sordariomycetes; Sordariales; Sordariaceae
Exons: 2
Coding region: 1-663 (220 amino acids)
Source: RefSeq, a predicted model, not a curated record
AUGAAGAACAUCAUCCUCCUGACUGUCUCCCUUCUCGCGGCCUCCACCGCCGCACUUCCUACCCCUUCCUCUUCCACCUCCAAGUCUCUUUCUGCCAGCGACCCCGACUGCGGCCGAAGCGGCUACAACUGCGGAGACCCCGAGCCUUCUGACACCGCUGUCUUCAUCACCGAUAGUGGCCGGAGUGGAUACAACAAGCGCACUCCUUCAGGCCGGAAGAACGGCACCGUAUCCGUAGCCAGUGGUCGGAGCGGCUAUAACAAGCGUACUCCUUCAGGACGGAGCGGAUACAAUGACAUCGGCGAAGAGGAUGGCACUAACAAGGCCCGCCGCGACCAACAGGCCGAUCCCGACAGUGGCCGGAGCGGGUACAACAAACGUGUUCCUUCAGGCCGGAGUGGCUACAACGGCGAAGAGGACGGCACUGUCUCUGCCGACAGCGGAAGAAGCGGGUACAACAAGCGCACUCCCAGUGGACGCAGCGGAUACAAUGAUAUUGGUGAAGAGGACGGCACUGUUUCUGCCGCUAGUGGACGUAGUGGCUACAACAAGGCGCGCGACCAGCAGGCUGAUACGGAUGGUCGCAGUGGCUACAACAAGCGCACUCCGGGGUCUGGAAGGAGCGGGUAUAACGAGGUUGAGGAUGGUGUUGAGAGCAACUAA